Messenger RNA from Salmo salar (Atlantic salmon), 6579 nucleotides. NCBI's taxonomy places the organism in Eukaryota, Metazoa, Chordata, Actinopteri, Salmoniformes, Salmonidae. The record is from RefSeq and is a predicted model, not a curated record.
GUCCAUUUUGGUGAUUACUGUCACUGGUCGAGAGUCUCGACGAUCCACAGACAAGAGUUAUUUUUAGAUUCAGAUAAACCUAUUGCUGGAUAAGUAGGUUAAUCUCUUCUUUAUGCAGCAUUUGGGCUGUCUACUAAAUCAUGCAUUGGUCAAAGAUUUAGAACUAGGCUAUUAGGGAAAGGACAACGCCUCUAGAUCUGUUUAGCAAACGGUCUCUCCUUUGGCUUUGAGUAGUUUUCCGGGAUUUAAACCAGACCGCAGCUGUCUUGUCACAACAAAGAUGGAGGAGAAAGCUAGCUAGCUAGCAAGCUCUGUACAUCCCCGAGGAGUUUAGCUAAAACUAAAUUGACCAGUUUCUCUCUACUGAUUGUAUUUUUUUGAUAUCGUGAUUUUCAAGAUGGAUACUGCCGUUUUUUCCGAGGAUGUCGUUGUAAAAAAGGUUUCCAUCGUUGGAACGGAGCUUGUGGAGAAUUACACUGUGUACGUCAUUGAGGUGACAGUCAGGGAUCAUAGAUGGAUCAUCAAGCAUCGCUACAGUGAUUUCCAUGACUUGCAUGAGAAAUUGACAGCUGAGAAGAAGAUAGAGAAACAUUUACUGCCGCCUAAGAAGAUGAUCGGUAAAAACUCCAAAAGCCUGGUAGAAAAACGUCAAAAGGAACUGGAAGUCUACCUACAAACACUGCUUGUCAGAUUCCCUACAGCUGCCCCUAAAGUCCUCUCCUACUUUCUGCACUUUCACCAAUAUGAAAUGAAUGGAAUCACAGCCGCUCUGGCAGAGGAGCUGUUCCACAAGGGAGAGCAGUUGUUGGUGGCUGGUGAGGUGUUCACAUUAUGUCCCCUCCAGCUGUAUGCCAUCACUCAGCAGCUGAAGCUGGCCAAGCCUACCUGCUCUAAUGGUGACGCCAAGGCAGACCUGGGACACAUUCUGGACUUCACCUGCAGACUCAAAUACCUCAAGAUCACAGGCACCAGAGGAGAGGUGGGGACCAGUAACAUCCAGGAAGACAGCCUCACGUUUGACCUUUCAGUCUUUAAAGCUCUCCUACAGAUAGAGAUAAGUGACUGUAACUCGGCCCAGAUCAUGGGACUACCUUCUCUGAAACCCUGUCUGGUCACGCUGAGUGUCCACCACUCUGCAGCAUCCAUGAUGGAUGUGCUGGUUCCGGAGUCAUGUGAGUCCCCUCAGUGGGUAGCAGAGGGAGCCCUUACAGACUGUCCCGUCACCACCAUCAUCCCUACCUGGAAGACUCUCACCACCCUGGACAUGAGCCACAACCACAUAGGCUGCAUAGACAGCUCAGUGAAAUUGAUACCGAAAGUAGAAUUCUUAGAUCUUAGUUCCAACGAGCUCUCUAUGGUGGAAAACCUUCAGCACCUGUACAACCUGAUCCACCUGGACCUUUCUUACAACGUUCUGACAGUGUUAGAGGGGGCCCACACCAAACUGGGUAACAUCAAGACCCUCAACCUGGCAGGCAACCAGCUAGACAGCCUCGCAGGCCUCACUAAACUAUACUCUCUGGUCAACCUGGACCUCAGCUCCAACAAGCUAGGACAGCUUGAGGAGAUCAGGUACAUAGGAACGCUGCCCUGCCUGGAGAGGUUGAUCCUGUCUAACAACCCCAUGUGUAUCAUCCCUGACUACAGAACCAAGGUGCUGGCUCAGUUCUGGGACCGCGCCUCAGAGGUAUGCUUGGACAGCACUGCGCCGACAGAGAAAGAGCUGGACACUGUGGAGGUGUUGAAAGCUAUUCAGAAAGCCAAAGAAUCUAAAGACAGAAUGGCCAACAACAACGAAAAGAAGAUCAGUGAGGACUCCAGGCUGUCUGGUGGUGGAUCUUCCAUCUCCUCCUCUGUCGCUGCCGCCUCUUCCUCCUCUUCCUCUCUCCUCUCCUCAGCCCUAGCCCCAGCCUGCUCCAGCCAAGAAGUGAUAUGUAAAGAAGAAGCCUUUGUUACCCCUACAAUAUUGACUCCUGUGGAUUUUAUUGCACUUGAUACCCAGCGAUGCUAUGAUGAUGUAAACACUCUGCCUUGUGAGGAACAACUACAGGUUACCAGCCACCAGCCCGAUGAUGAUGAUGAUGAUGAUUCUAGUUCUUUUGAACACUCCGGUACCCAACAGAACCAGAACCACAGGAACACUGGCUGCUGCUGCUGCUGUGUGGAGGACAGAGAGGAGAGAUACACGUGGAGCAACACUAACUUGAGGACCCCUGUGCUCCCCCUCUACCUCCCCUCCUCCUCUACCUCCUCCUGUCCGUCCUUCACCUCCCUGCUGUCUGCCCGCAUCACCAAAGCCCUGGAAGAGGAGGACAGGAGGCCCAGCAGACUCAGAGAUCUUCCCAGCCAGGAAGAGACUGAUCUGGGCACACCUAGCCCCAGUCCCAGCCCCUCCUCUGGAGAUGGAUACUUUGAGAUGGGUCUGGGGGAGGGAAAGGAGAGGGAUGGAGAGGAGGGGUCCCCAACUGACCAGGUAGAAGGAGAGAACCAGGCCCCAGAGACAGAGGUGUUACGUGUGACCAAAGUCAUGUGGUGCCACUGCAUCAGGGUUGAUGAUGUGGUGGAGCAGAGAUCGGUGUGUGUGGUGCUAACAAACAGUCUACUGGGGCUGUUUCACUGUCCUAGUCACCCCUCUACAGCCCCAACCCAUCAACCCCAGAGCCAACCUCACGACCUUGGCUCAGUCACAGUCCAGACCCUCGUAGAUAACCUGGAGCUAGACCUUGUCCUUCCCUACGACCAGCUAGACUCUCUCCUUUUCUACAUCCCAGACACUUGCCUUUCUCUGAGGGUGAAGUCCUCUAACGUUCGUUGGUACCUCUUCUCAGACCCCCAGGGUUUAAAGGAGACCCACUCCCUGCUCUGCUCCCUGGCCCAGCUCCCUUCCUCCCCGUCAGGAGGACCCUCCACCCCUCAGCAGCUUCUCCACCUGCUCUUCACCUCCUGGGAGUUUGAAGAGAACCAGGGCUGUGUGAAGAGUGGUUAUACAGCACAUUUAGUGGAGACUUCCAUGUUGUCACCUCAGAUCAGACAGACCAGCCAACAGACAACCACCUCCACCAACCCGACUCUCACUCCUAUGAAGACUUCUACUGACCUCAACACCUUCGCCCCCUACCAAACUCUAACCAAUCCCCUUCUCUCUGACAUCCUAUCCCACAUAGUUCCAGGAGAGGACAGAGACUUCUCCUGCUGUGUCCCCUGUGUCUUGUUCUUGACCCAACGCCAUCUCUGCGUGCUGAAGGUGGACUUCAAAGCUCUGGCUCGGGGAACCACCGGUGAUGAACCGUCAGACGACCACAACCAGAGGAUCCGCUCUUGCUCCAGGCUCACCCGCAUCCCCCUGGCCUCCGUGCUGCCCCACCCCAGGCCGAGUGCCCUGUACGGGGCUGGUGCUGGGUCUAGGCAGGGGUCUGUCCCUGCCUACUCUCCCAGCUGCCCCCUGCCCUGGCACCACCGUUCCCCCAGAGACGGCCGUGUCAUGGAGCUCCUAGUGGGACAGGAGAGGGUCACGGCGGUGUUCCCCUUGCCUCACGACAGGCUCCGUUUCCAGAGACAGUUCACCCUGCUGCGCUCCAGCCUCAGGGACAUCAAGACUGUGGCUUUCCUGCAGGGUGGGAACGAACAUAGCCACAGUGACGGGGACAGUCCCAGGACGAUAAACAUAUACACGUCCACUCCCAAUGAGACCAAGAGCACAGACAGGCUGCAGGUUAACAGCCCUCGAGGUUCCCAGCGUCCUCGGCCGUCCCUGUCCAUGUCCUACCCAACAGACAUCCUGGUGGAGAAGUUGACCGGAGACAACCAGGUCCCAUCCCACCUGUCCCUGUCCCCAGCCCUGUCCCUCGUCUCUGGUCUUAGGGGACACCAGCUGCUGGGGUUCUUCCACACAAACAUUGCAGAGGAAGAGAAGGAGGAGCUGCAUCACAUCCUGUGGUCAUCGGUGGUUUUUUAUAAGUCACCUGACGUCGAGGCCACUUCCUGUAUCAUGCUCUCUACUAAAGCCCUCUACUUCCUGCUGGAUGACUCCGCCUCCACGCUCAACGACCAAUCACUACUGUGGGACUGGAGCCACUGUGACCAUCAGGACCCAGAGCUGAUCAUGUCUUACUGUCUCACCAUCGACCUCCACGACCUCCAGUCUGUCAAUGUGGGCCUGUUCGACCAGUACUUCAGGGUGGUGGGGCCGUCAGCGGACCACAUCAUCUGCUGUCUGACGAGGGACAGUUACGGGACACACCGCUUCCUGCAGCAGCUGAUGAUGGUUCUCUCUCUACAGGACAAACUACCUUCUCCCGAACCCUCUGAACAAGACUUCUACACACAGUUCGGAAAUAAAUCCACAGGUAAGAUGGAGAACUAUGAACUUGUCCACUCUAGCAGGGUAAAGUUCAUCUACCCCAGUGAAGAAGAGAUUGGCGACCUGACCUUUAUCGUAGCCGAGAGGAAAGGUCCAUCUGGGGCGUCCUCCUGCAAUAUCCUGCUCUACGUACUGGUCUUCCAGGUGCAGACCCAGGGGCCAGGUUUCUCACAGGGCCUCAAUGUGCUCCCACAGACCCAGGCCCCAGCUGCUGACAGACAGACUUGCACUGGGGGUCGUCUGCAGGGGGAUAGACAGUCUCACCUCCAACCCCAGAGCCCGGUCUCUGCUAGCCAGCCCCGUCUUCAUCCUUACCCCCAGGUUCCAGGACCAGCCCCCUCCAUCAGGCCCCAUAUCCCCCAACAGAGCCUGGCUCCCUCCACUCCCAGGCCUGUCCUCCAUCCUAAGACUCUGAUCCUGACCAGUACAGACGUUUUCCUGCUGGAUGAGGAUUAUAUCAGCUACCCGCUGCCGGAUUUUGCCAAGGAGCCCCCUCCCCGAGAUAAGUACCAACUGACCGACGCUCGACGAAUAAGAGACCUGGAUCGAGUCCUCAUGGGUUACCAGACGUACCCGCAGGCACUGACGUUAGUCUUCGACGAUGUCCCUGGCCCAGACCUCCUCUGUCAGCUUACCAUGGACCACUUUGGAGAAGAGGAGGAGGAGGAGGUGGGAGGAGGAGGAGGGGAGAAUGGGAGGAGGAGGAGGAGGAGAUGUGGGGGAACAGAGAACGAGGUACUGUGGUGUGUCUAUGUUCCUGGAGCAGACAGCAGGGAGAGGCUGAUAUGUCUGUUAGCGAGACAGUGGGAAGUGCUGUGUAGUAGGGAGCUGCCUGUAGAACUCACUGGCUGACUGACUGGGUCUUCUGCCUGACUGGUUCUUCUGCCUGUAGAACUCACUGGUUGACUGGUUCUUCUGCCUGUAGAACUCACUGGCUGACUGACUGGUUCUUCUGCCUGUAGAACUCACUGGCUGACUGACUGGUUCUUCUGCCUGUAGAACUGACUGGCUGACUGACUGGGUCUUCUGCCUGUAGAACUCACUGGCGGACUGACUGGUUAUUCUGCCUGUAGAACUGACUGGCUGACUGACUGGGUCUUCUGCCUGACUGGUUCUUCUGCCUGUAGAACUCACUGGCUGACUGACUGGUUGUUCUGCCUGACUGGUUCUUCUGCCGGUAGAACUCACUGGUUGACUGGUUCUUCUGCCUGUAGAACUAACUGGCUGACUGACUGGUUCUUCUGCCGGUAGAACUCACUGGUUGACUGGUUCUUCUGUCUGUAGAACUCCCUGGGUGACUGACUGGUUCUUCUGCCUGACUGGUUCUUCUGCCAUUAGAACUCACUGGCUGACUGGUUCUUCUGCCGGUAGAACUCACUGGCUGACUGGUUCUUCUGCCGGUAGAACUCACUGGUUGACUGGUUCUUCUGUCUGUAGAACUCCCUGGCUGACUGACUGGUUCUUCUGCCGGUAAAACUCCCUGACUGACUGGUUCUUCUUCCAGGAGGUUUUAAAGCACGGCUCUACGCUGAAAUGUUGGCGCACACAAAGGAAUUUAGGAGCACAAUGAAAAAUAUUUGAGAUAUUAAAGCUAGAAUUACACAGCUAAAUAUUUAGACACAUAUACAAGUAAAAUGGUGGCACUGUUGAGCCCUGUAAAGAUGGUGGCUUUCAAACCAACCUUCACAGGCUGGUGGAUGGACUAUGUUACCAUAACCCGCCUUCACAGGCUGGUGGAUGGACUACGCCUUCACAGGCUGGUGGAUGGACUACGCCUUCACAGGCUGGUGGAUGGACUACGCCUUCACAGGCUGGUGGAUGGACUACGCCUUCACAGGCUGGUGGAUGGACUACGCCUUCACAGGCUGGUGGAUGGACUACGCCUUCACAGGCUGGUGGAUGGACUAACCAAACAAGACACAAGGGACAGACAAGGAAUCAAACCCCUUAAAGAUUCCUCUUCUCCUCCUCCUCCUCAAAGGAAGUUCUGUGAUGUUUCUUAUCGUUUAUGAUCCAAAUGCAUCCUGGGAAUUUGUACAGUCCACACAAGUGUGAUAUUUAUUUGUUAUCUUUGUACAUAGCCCCCAACCCAUAGUCGCUGAAGUACAUUUAUUAUGGAAUGAUACCAAUCUUAAAUAUUAUUUAGUAUUUAUCAAAAAUAAUAUUAUCUUUUUUUUUUUUCCUUUUUUUUUAUAUGAAAGUCUUAUUAUUGCUGGUCA